AUGACCCGCUCAUGGUUGCUUGCUGGUUUCGCGCUUUUGUCUGCUGUUCAAGGGUUGGAUUACUAUGUCUCCCCACAAGGCAGCGAUAGUAACUCCGGAACUAUUGCAAGUCCUUUCCUGACUCUCACUAAAGCUCAGGCUGCUGUUAGGAUUGUAGUUGCGACGGAGCCUGCGGAAGCUAUCACGGUCAAUAUUGCUGAUGGCGUCUACAUCCUCAACACUACUCUGUUGUUAACAGCAGAGGACUCAGGGACCAGUGGCUACCCCGUAGUCUGGAAGGCCUUGGGCUCCAACGCCCUUAUCUCUGGAGGGCUAAAACUGACCGGAUGGACUUUGAACUCGACCACCGGCAUUUACAGCACCACUGUCCCCGUCGGGACACAGUCGCGCAAUCUUUAUGUGGGAGGGUCUGCGGCACAGUAUGCACGCGCCUUUCUUGAUAAAUCAAGCUUCGGUUUUACCAACACGAGUAUCACAUGGACGGACUCUGCCUAUGAUUGGCUGGCAACACUGCCAGGAAUUGGAAAGGCGGAAAUCAGGUCAAUGAACUCGUUCACGGAUCGGUACGCUCCAAUCCAAUCAUCCACGACAGGUGCGCUGAUAAUGGAUCAGCCGUCUUGGAUAUGGAAUUAUCUGGGAUACGAUGCAUUUUCUAAUCCUUGGGGAAAUUCUGGAUUCUGGAUCCAGAACGCGCUGAGCUUGCUCACAGAAGGGAGUGAAUUUUUCCUCGAUCCCUCUGCGGGCAAGAUAUACUACAUGCCCCUUCCAGGCCAGGACAUGGCAACCAUCGAUACGUAUUUGGGAAUCUUGGACGCUAUCGUUGCGGUUGGUGGUACUUAUGACGCGCCCGCGCAUGACGUUACUUUUCAGGGCUUGAACUUCGCCCACACCACUUGGAAUUUCGUGACCACACAAGGAUAUUGCGACCAGCAGACUGGUGGGUUUUUGGGGAACUUCAACAUCACCUAUCCUAUUUUUGAAGCAUCGCGUCCGUAUUGGGACCAGAUGCCAAGCGGGAUUCAAAUCAGCGCCGCGUACAACAUUGCUUUCACUGGCGGGAACUAUACUCAGUUUGGUGCUGGUGGGUUUGGCAUCGGGAACGACCCAUUUUCUCACGUUACGGGCAUUGGUUACGGAGCUGAGAACAUUAGCGUCCUUGACGGAUAUUUCACUCAAGUCAUGGGAAACUCCUUUACGUUAGGAGGCAUUCAAGCAAACGGCCAUCAUCCCACUGAUCCAAGAAUGAUAAACUCGAGGAUCACCGUCUCAGGCAAUAUCUUUUACAACACUUCCGCCCUCUUUAGCAGCACAGUACCGAUAUUCACCACCUACAUCCAAUAUUCGACGAUCUCGAACAAUGACUUGUCGCACAUUCCAUAUUCUGGAAUCUGCCACGGAUACGGCUGGGGUUCCAAUGAUCAAGGUGGAAGUCCUGAAUAUGCCUCACGUGGACUCUACAACUAUCAGCCCCUGUAUACAACGCCUACGACGUCCUUGAGCAAUGUUGUCAGCAGCAACCUGAUUCACGACUUUGGACUGGCACACCAAGAUCUGGGAGGUAUCUACACUUUAUCCAAGAGCCCCUCGACCAUUAUCAGAGACAACUACGAUUAUUCGUCGACAUGGUUCGGCCUUUAUACUGAUGAGGGCUCCAAUUCGCUGACAAUCCUGGACAACAUGUUCUUCCCUGCUCCGGCAAGAUGGUUCAACCCAAACCAACGUACUGGCCUUAAUACAGCCAACAACACCCUCAAGAAUAACUUUGCUGCUGUGGGUUCCGAUUACGUGAACACACCUAAUGGUACUGGACAAUUCGGCAAUACCUUCGAGAGCAAUUAUGUUGUUCGUGAUGCUGUGACAAAUGCGGCAGUCACUGGUCAAAGGACAGCGUAUCGAGCAGGUGUACUACCCGGUCGGCGCGCAGGACGACCUGUUUCUAAUCCCACUCUCGCCGAUGCAUAUAUUGCUGUCAUAUUUCCCUCGAACAUUGCUACCGACUUGAUCAGGGUCAAUAUCACCAAUUUCGAUGACGUUCCCCUUACUGCUGUUUCCUUCCAGACGUCAAUCUCAUCCAACUAUGCGUUGACUCCGGUCUCGGUCCCGCAGUCCAUACCAGCCAACUCUUUUGCCAUUGCUACCUGGAAAAUUACUGGCAAUACCUGCACAGCACCAGUCUUUGCUGUGAAUGUAACAUACACCAAUUCUCGAUUGAGUAAGCAAGGGUCACUUCGGUCCAACACUACCCUACCAGGAACUGUGACUGGAGCCACGACGCAAGGAUGGACCACAUCUUCAUCCUGGCCUGCGCUAUUUGGCGCAACAUGCCACACUGUCGGUAUUAGCACGUCGGGGAGAGACAUAUGGAAACCAUACGACGAUUGGGGAGCAAUAUAUACUCCCGCUCUUAUCUCAACCAGCGGCCACUUCAGCGUCUAUGUAAAUUCCCAGGACAGUAUAGGGGAUCCAUGGACCAGGAGCGGCGUUGUAGUACGCAACAGUCUUGCUUCAAACACCCGCUCCACAGGAUACGCGACCCUUCUUGUCACUCCCGGGCAAGGGGUUGUAUUCUCAUGGGAUUCGAGCGGUGACGGUAUCGCCGACAGCAUGACGACUAUACCAGGCAUCCGAGCACCGCUUUUCUUGAAGCUCACCGUCAAUGGAUCAGCCGUUGUUGGCGCUUACUCGUACGAUGAAGUCACCUGGAAGCAGGCUGGGAACGCUACACUUUAUGCUCGGGCUGCAACACUCGAUGCGGGCAUGAUUCAUACAUCACAUACUGCUUUCACAAACUCUACUGCUAUUUUCUCUAGGUUCAACCCGUCGAAUGCUUAG
Hyaloscypha bicolor E is the source of this 2832-nucleotide messenger RNA. RefSeq lists its product as uncharacterized. The record is from RefSeq and is a predicted model, not a curated record. Lineage: Eukaryota; Fungi; Ascomycota; Leotiomycetes; Helotiales; Hyaloscyphaceae. Bases 1 to 2832 code for a protein of 943 amino acids. The transcript has 2 exons.